AAAUGGUGGCCAAAAUCAAGAAAAUGGUGAAAAGAGGUGAUAGUCGGGGGCGAGAAAACAACUACGACAACGACGAUAGGAGUGAAGAUAAAUAGAGGUGCUCGAUCGUUCCGGAAAUCUUCAUCCUCGCUCCUCUACAGCACGAACACAUCAGCAGCUCCAGCAGUCUGAACCUCUUCUCAAACUCGUUAAAUCCACCAUUUCAAUUCCACUUCACCACCACCUCUCAAAAUGAAGGCCAUCUUCACCAUCUUUGCCAUCGGCGGACUCAUCACGAGCGCCAUCGCCAACCCCAUCGCCGUCUCCGAGAGCCUCGAGAAGCGCCAGGACUACGAGGCGCUAGGCGCCAGCCUCACAACGCUUCUGGCCAACAUCCAGGAGCAGACCGCCAUCAUCAACUCGACUCUGGACGCCGUCCCAGAGAACCCGACCGAUGCCCAAGCCACCGCAGACGCAUCCCAGAUCGCGCCCCAACUCCAGGCCAUCACGGACCUCCUGACAGCCGCCAACACGACCGUCGUCAAGCGUGCUCUCGUCGAGGCGCGCUUCGGCAAGCCGGACCUGUUCAAGACGCUUUCGAUCAUCAUCUUCGAGGUUCUCUUCACCGUCAAGAAGAUUCUCUACAAACUUGGCCUCGCCAAGGUCGUUCACUACCUCACCCCCCUCGCUUUCGCUCUCAAGGGCCUCGUCUUCAGCCUCGACCAUGUCGUCGGCGGUGUCCUCUUGGCCGUCGGGGGUAUUACUAAUGAGCUGCUCAAGGCUGUUGGUCUUGCUCUCAUUGGUCUAUAAGUCUAGUAUGAAAGACCAGCCGCAAUGGUGACAGUUGAAGUGG
Xylaria bambusicola is the source of this 832-nucleotide messenger RNA. RefSeq lists its product as uncharacterized. The record is from RefSeq and is a predicted model, not a curated record. Bases 232 to 789 code for a protein of 185 amino acids. Lineage: Eukaryota; Fungi; Ascomycota; Sordariomycetes; Xylariales; Xylariaceae. The transcript is spliced from 3 exons.